AUGGCGGCGGCCGCGCUGUUCGGGCCGAAGGGGGCCAAGAGGGCGGCGGCGUCUUUGGAGGGCGCGGGCGCCGAGGCGGCUUCGGACGGCCCGGCGGCGGCGGCGGGUUCCGCGGCCGAGGGGGGGCAGAAGAGGAGGCUGGACCUCGCCGACCUCUCGGCCCUCACGCGGAGCAUCGCGGAGGAGCGGAGCAAGUUGCGGCUCUUCGUCAUCAAGCAGAAGGAGGACUUCGAUCAGAAGAAGGCGGCGGGCGGCGACGGCCUGGGCGGCACGGACGAGAACGAGUACUUCUCUGCCGUACCAGGCGACGAGUUCGGCCCAUCUCGCCAGUUUCGAGUAGAAGCCGGCAUCGGGCGCGGGGUGUUUUCCAGUGUAUUUUCUUGCCGGGACACGAGAGACAGUCCCGGCAAGGAGUAUGCCGUAAAAUUCAUUCGCCGCAAUACCAUGAUGCGGCGCGCCGCGGAGAAGGAGGUGGAAAUGUACCGCAAGCUCGCCAAGGGCGGGGAGAAAGACGACCCAGAGGGCGCACGUUUCUUGAUCAGCCUGGCGGGAUGUGGGACACUGGAGCACCAAGGACACUUGUGCAUGUUCUUCGAGCUCCUGAAGUGUGACAUGCGCUAUGCCCUGCAGAGGUACGGGCAGGGUGGAGGGCUGCCCUUGCCGGCCCUCAUGCAGUACACGCGCCAGGUUUUUCUCGGGCUUCGAGCCUUGAGGAAGAUGAAGGUCGUGCAUGCCGAUCUGAAGCCAGACAAUAUAUUUGUAGUGCUGCGCCGCCUGCCGCCAGACCCACAGGUGCGCAUAUGCGACUUUGGUAGCGCCAUGGACACGUCGGAGCAGGUGAAGACGUCUUAUGCACAGCCGCGCUACUAUCGGGCCCCCGAGAUCAUGUGCGGUCUUCCUUACGACACGCAGAUCGACCUGUGGAGCGCAGGGGCAACUGUUUUCGAGCUGGCCACUGGGCGCAUCCUUUUCACGGGCACGACGAACAACCAGAUGCUGAAGCAGUUCUUGGACGUGUGCGGCGGUUGCCCCAAGAAGAUGCAGACGGACGGGGAGGCGUCGAAGAAGCAUUUCGACGGCAAGGGUGGCUUCCUGCACAGGGACAAGGACUCCAUGAGUGGCCAGCCCAUCGUUCUCAAUUGCUCGGAGACGCUAAAGCCGCACCGGUCGGUGCUCGGCCUGCUUCAGACCACGCUGGCCACGCCGAGGGAUGGCAUGGAGGCAUCGGUGCAUGAGGCGUGGGUGAAGCAACUUGCAGAUCUUGUAGGGGGAUGUUUGCAGCUUGACGACACCACGAGGUUACAGCCAGCAGAGGCUUUGGAGCUACCGUUCUUCAAGAAGGACAGAUGAGG
Prorocentrum cordatum is the source of this 1352-nucleotide messenger RNA. NCBI's taxonomy places the organism in Eukaryota, Dinophyceae, Prorocentrales, Prorocentraceae. The record is from the annotation of a GenBank genome assembly.